GCCCGGGCGCCUCACUCGGCGCGGCCCGGGUCAGCUUGACCAAGUUCGCGUCCCUCAGGGUCCCGCUGGCUCUGCCCCUCUGCUGAAGACGCCGCCGUCCUUACCCCACCCCUGCGCAUACGCGGUGCUGAGCCCACAGUUGCCCGACAAAGAGUGACAUUCAAAGCCGGAGUCAUGGCAGCGACCGAGGCGAGUUUGGCGGCUGCUGCGAUCCCCGCGCCACCACUGGACCAACAGGAUGGAGUUGGCCGGAGGUCAGUCCCGGAACCCAGCCGUGCGGGCUCCUCGUCGACUCCUGAGGCCCCACCGCCUGCCCUCGAAUCCUCCAGCCCCGACGCCGCGAACCCCGAAAUGACUCCGCCACCUCCCGCGGCGGCCUCCGCGGCCCUGGAACUGCCCCUCGCGCCCGCACUGCCGGGCCCAGCGCCGCUUGCCGAAGCCGCCCCGCGCUCGCUCCUGGGCUUCGGCGGCUCCCGGCCGGGCCCCGAGACGUUCCGCCAACGUUUCCGCCAGUUCCGCUACCAGGACGCGGCUGGCCCGCGGGAGGCGUUCCGGCAGCUGCGGGAACUCUCCCGUCAAUGGCUGCGACCUGACAUCCGCACGAAGGAGCAGAUCGUGGAGAUGCUGGUGCAGGAGCAGCUGCUCGCCAUCUUGCCGGAGGCGGCGCGAGCCCGGCGCCUUCGCCGCCGCACCGAUGUGCGCAUCACCGGCUGAGCUGCCGGCGGCCGGGCCGGGCGCUUCCUGGACUGGAGCCAAGAUUGUCUGUGGAGGGGUUGAACCUGGUUCCCCACUCCGCGUUUAUUGAAAACGAGUUGUGGUGAUUCUGGCAGUCUGUUCUCUCUCUUCCGUUCGUCCUUUCCUGAGUUGUUUUUCCCGAGCCUGUUUCCAGCCUACUUUCUGGCUCAUGGCGAAAUUGAGAAUAAAACCUUUGUUUGCUAUG
Condylura cristata (star-nosed mole) is the source of this 940-nucleotide messenger RNA. It is a transcript of the gene SCAND1, whose product is annotated as SCAN domain containing 1. The coding region runs from base 175 to 714 and encodes 179 amino acids. The transcript has a single exon. NCBI's taxonomy places the organism in Eukaryota, Metazoa, Chordata, Mammalia, Eulipotyphla, Talpidae. The record is from RefSeq and is a predicted model, not a curated record.